AGAAGAAGAAGAUGGCAACUGUCGAUCUAACCAUCUGAUCCGAUGAAAAAACAUGGCAUUUACUGUCAGUAAACUGCUUUGUCAAAAAUAUUACAUUGACUUUCAUGUAAUUUAAAAGAUCUGCUUAAAUAAUAGAUAAUAGCACCUUACUGUCAAUGGAAGUUAAGUCUGUUUUGACAGGCAGUGAUGUACCGGUUUAUAGUCUCGUGUAACGAUUUUUCGACUCGCUAACGGUUAACUUGGAUUUUUGUAUGUUUAACUUGGUGUUCAACUAUCAUGACAUGGCCGGAUUAGAAAUACCACAGAUAAAGCUUAAAGUAUGGUUCCAAUAUGGGUCUGCAAUGUCAAUGAUAUAAAUUGGCAUUCCAAAGGUCAUUGUAUAUCAUGACAGAUAUACUGCAGCUACCCAAGGAGCUUCAGUACUUCAUUCUGGCCAAGAUCGAUGGCAUUUCAUUGUGCAUGGUACAGCGAACUUGCAGUCAGUGGCGUGAUAUUGUGUUUGACCUCGAAUCACACUUCAAUGUCUGGUUGCGCUGUUGUAUUAAAGAAAUUCCAAACGAGAUCUUUGUCAAGCUUGCAGGCACCACAGAACUCCACGAUAUAAAUCAAAUCAACAGUACUGCUCGAAAUGGAUUAAAAAAACUGCACUGGUUGUUUUGGAAACAGAUGUAUAUUGAAUACAUAACUUUUGGAAAAGUAGGAAAAUGGAAACCUGACAAAACUGAAAUUACACUGAAUAAUUCCAAUUAUGGUGUAUCUACAGCUUUGGAUUUUAAAGACAAUUUUCUUGUAUCUGGACACAAAGAUGGCAGUGUUGUUGUGUGGGACGAUUUGAAUGCAACUGAACAUGAUGAACAGAUGGGUAUUCAUAUGGUGUCCUACCAUUUUAGAGAUGUCUCUGAUGUCAAGGUCAUUACUGAAAGAAAUGAAGGAGAACGAAUAAAAGUCAUUGUCUCUUCAUCGCUGUCGUCAAGAGUUCACAUUACAGAUCUGAUGGGUAAAGAAACUGAGAUACGACAGUAUUUUUCCAAACAAGUGAACGCUGUCAGUGUGUGGGGACAGUAUUUUGUUGUUGCUGCAAACUCCUCCAUGGCCAGUGGACAGAAGGUGGAGGUUGUGUCGACACCAAUGAGUACUGAAGUGGUGUGGGAACUGCACGGACACAAAACCUCAGAUCUGUCGGCUGUCGCCAUGUGGGCUGAUGAGAUAGUGACUGGAGAUUUCAGUGGUAAUCUGAUGUCGUGGAAGUUAGCCCCGGACCAGGUCACUAAUUCUGACCCGGUACUCCUGGCCCAGUUUGAGGUCAGUGUGAAAUACAUCUGUCUGCAAGGCAAGAACGUGAUCAUUCUUCUCGGUGAUGGCAGUAUAAGUUUUUGUGGACAAGAACGUGUUUUCAAGAGAGUGUUGCGCCAGUCGUUGUUUGAGGUUCUUCGAGGUACUCCCGACUGCAUCACACUGCAUGGACCACUUCUUGCCGUCUGUGUCACGUUCGGAUCAUUUUACCUGUAUUAUGUCCCAAAUCAAGACUGUUGGGACAACCUUGACCUGAUGGCCCCGCUAACCCGAGUGUGUACAGAAAAACCAUUGAUCACGGCUAUUAGCCUCGGUCAUCAUGGAACUGGACCUUUGGUUGCCGUGGCAACGGAUGAUGGUGCAAUCUCAAUAUACAAAUGGCGACCACCAUGAACAUACAUUUUUUAUAUAAUUAUCUACCAUUUACUUCUUUAUAAAGGUGCCAUAUAUGCUCAAAAGGAAUUAAAAAAAUCUGAGCUGAUUUUUAGUUUCCCCAUUCUUGGAUUACGAGACUUGGGGAAUUAUAAUUAAAAACAGUCUUGGCCAAUUAAAGAACAAUUAUUUGUUUUAAUCAGUUGAGCGCCAUUUUCUUUGUUAUUUUGUGCUUUUUAUCAGCAGACAUGAAACAACAACAUUCAGCAAACUUUUCAUAUUAGCUGCCUUUAUUAUAUUUAAUAUACAAUACAUGUUAUAUGUUUAUAUUGGUUUAGAGGUCCACCAAUAUUGUAUAUUCAGUUGGUAAUUUUUAUCUAAAAUUUUUGAAAGAUUGGAUACAAAAAGUACUGGUUGCCGGAAUAUGAUGAAAAUAGAACCUUUCAUUCUGUCUCCAUUAUAACUAUAUGUAGUACACAUUUAUUUAGACAUCCACAAAUGUUACAUAUUCUUUUGUACUCUUUGUCUUUUAAUUUAAAAAAAAUUGAAUAUCAAUUAGUUGCUGAUAAGUCGAACAGACCACAGCUGUAGUCCUAAUCAUUUAAGGUACAUUAGAAGAGAUUGUACAUUCUUAGAUAUUUUUUUAUAUAAAGCAUUUAUGUAUUUUAAUUACAUAGCAGUAUUACAUUUGUUUUUGUUAAUAAAAAUGUUUUUAUGGUGAAUGUACCAAGCUUUGUGUAACAUGAAAGUAACAGUUCUGUGUCAAACAUUCUAUUCUACAAUGUAAUAAAUGUAUGGUUAUUUUGUCUUAACCAAA
Molecule: messenger RNA, 2482 nt
Organism: Gigantopelta aegis
Lineage: Eukaryota; Metazoa; Mollusca; Gastropoda; Neomphalida; Peltospiridae
Product: probable E3 ubiquitin ligase complex SCF subunit sconB
Exons: 8
Coding region: 385-1686 (433 amino acids)
Molecular function (GO): protein binding
Source: RefSeq, a predicted model, not a curated record